Lucilia sericata (common green bottle fly) is the source of this 1167-nucleotide messenger RNA. RefSeq lists its product as uncharacterized. Lineage: Eukaryota; Metazoa; Arthropoda; Insecta; Diptera; Calliphoridae. The transcript is spliced from 4 exons. Bases 247 to 1071 code for a protein of 274 amino acids. The record is from RefSeq and is a predicted model, not a curated record.
UGUAGUUUUUAAAUAAAUAAGGUUUAUGACACAAUUAAAUUAUAUAAAAUAAAUAAUAACAUAAAUUAGAUAUAUGUUGUAUUGGUUUUAAUUUAAGUAUAACAUUUAUGUUUUGUAGUUUGUCGCUUUAAUUGUAAUUUUUCUUUGUUAUUAUUUAUAACUGAUAAGCAACAAGUUGUCGGCAAAAUUCCUACUAUUACUGUUAAUUUUUAAGUUUUUGCUUAAUUAAUAGUAAUUUUUUGUAAAAUGCAACGUUUUUUAAAAGUUUUUCAAAAGCCCACAUGUAAUAUUAUAGGCAUGAUCCAUGUGGAAGCUUUACCGGGUACACCUCUUUAUAAAGGCAAUUGGUCGGAAAUUAUAGAAAAGGCUAAAUAUGAAGCUAAUAUUUAUAAAAAAUAUAAAUUGGACUCAGUUUUAAUAGAAAACAUGCAUGACAUACCCUAUAUACAAGAGCAUGAACUGGGACCCGAAACGGUGGCCUGUAUGACACGUUUAUCUCAAGAAAUAAGGAAUAUCAUACCAACCAGUAGCAUGCCUAUAGGUAUACAAAUAUUAGCCUGUGGCAAUAAACAAGCUUUGGCAGUAGCCAAAGCCUGUAAUUUGCAAUAUAUAAGAGCAGAAGGCUUUGUUUUUGAUCAUGUAGCAGAUGAAGGUUAUACAAAAGCUUGUGCUGGUUCUAUACUAAGAUAUCGCCAACAAAUUGAUGCUAAAGAUAUUUUAAUAUUUACCGAUCUAAAGAAAAAACAUUCAGCUCACAGUAUAACACAAGAUGUAACAUUGCUGGAGACAGCCAAGGCGGCAGAGUUCUUCUUAACGGAUGGUGUUAUAAUAACGGGUAACGCUACGGGAGAAGCGGCAAAACCUCAAGAUUUAUUGGAAUUAAAAGGUAAACUACAAGUACCUUUAGUGAUAGGUUCCGGUAUUACAAAAGACAAUCUUAAGGACUAUUAUCCUCACAUACAAGCUGCCAUUAUAGGUUCACAUUUUAAGCUGCAAGGUUUGUGGAGCAAUGAAAUAAGUGAAUCCGCUGUUGAAAAGUUCAUGGACCAAGUUAAAGCGUUAAUUAUAUGAAUAGUGUUUUUUAAUUUUAUUUGUUAAAGAAGAAAUGUUUAAUAUUAAAAAAAUACAAAAAAUCUUUUUAGAAAAAUGUGUGUAUGUAUGUAUGUA